Molecule: messenger RNA, 885 nt
Organism: Akanthomyces muscarius
Lineage: Eukaryota; Fungi; Ascomycota; Sordariomycetes; Hypocreales; Cordycipitaceae
Exons: 2
Coding region: 1-885 (294 amino acids)
Molecular function (GO): catalytic activity
Source: RefSeq, a predicted model, not a curated record
AUGGCUUCACGCUUUCCGGCAUCGUUUGUCGACCCUUGGCGGGAGCUCAUUGGCGCAAAUGAAAAGGAGCAGGUGAACGACUUUCCGGCCUACAGCUCAACUUCACUUGAGCCUCUUAUAACCACAAGCACCCCAACAGAGCUUUACGUUGGCACGGGGCACACCAUUUACGAGCGCGCUCUCCUGCCCGCCAUUCGCAAUGCCAAGCGCUCGGUACAUCUAGUUACUUGCUUUUGGGCAGAUUCCCCUACGGCAAAUUCAAUCCGUGCGACGCUCUUUGAGCUGGCGGCGUCCCGUGCCAGCCAGAGCGAUCUGCCGACACUUCAUAUCACCAUUGGCUUCUCUUCUCGUGGGCUGUUUCAGAAACUCUUCCAUACGUCAUCGAGAAAUGGACAUGUAUAUCCGCCGACUGAAUGGAAAGCGCUGAAGCUGCCAGACCAGCAGACAUUGCAAAGCGGCUCGAUAGAGCUGACCGUCAAAACACUCUUUUUUACACCCCUCAGUGUCAUGCAUCCAAAGUACCUUGUUGUUGAUGAAACUGAGGCCUGGGUGCCCAGUUGCAAUGUCAGCUGGGAGAAGUGGUUUGAGGGCUGUGUUGAGCUACAUGGUGGCGCUGUGCAGUCUCUACUCUCCUUCCACGAGCGCGUCUGGGGCUUGGGAACGAGCCAGUCUAACGUGGCAUCGAUGGAUCGCCCACAAUCUGUGCGUGCCGUUCCGGAGCGGCCAGAAACUGGCUCUCCUGGCGGUAAUACCCGUGCAUCUCUCAUUGGUUCUGCCGAUGACAUGUCUCCGACUCAAUCGUUGGAUCCCAUUUCUCAGGAAGCCAAACCCACCAAUGACACCAUUGAACGCCGCGCUUCUUACAUUGUUUGCCAACGCCCAUAG